Messenger RNA from Alnus glutinosa, 1056 nucleotides. RefSeq lists its product as uncharacterized. Gene Ontology annotation, biological process: translation. The transcript is spliced from 2 exons. The record is from RefSeq and is a predicted model, not a curated record. Gene Ontology annotation, cellular component: ribosome; large ribosomal subunit. Gene Ontology annotation, molecular function: structural constituent of ribosome. The coding region runs from base 582 to 932 and encodes 116 amino acids. Lineage: Eukaryota; Viridiplantae; Streptophyta; Magnoliopsida; Fagales; Betulaceae.
UCUCUUCUCUCGCGAACUAAACAGUAAAAAGAAUUCCAUCAAGAAUUCUAAAGAAAGAGACAGUUGGAGAGGGGGAGAGAGAGAGAGAGGAAUUUCAAUGAUUGAGGUGCUUUCUUCAUGCUUGGUUCUUCCUUGGGAGAAAAGAAAUGUAUUUGUCAGAGGCCCUUGUUCUUUUUCUUCUCAGUCAAAUUUCGUCACUUUCAGGUCCCUCAGCUUCUCUUCUAACCUCUCUGACAGUGUCUUCUCCAAAGGUAAUGUAAACCCACUAACCCAUCUCUCUCUCAACAACGCACCUUCCCCUGCCUUUUACCAUAUAUAUGGGUUUCUCUUCUUCAUAAUCUCUGUGCAAAACGUUAACCCUGUUCCAUUAACAUUUUUGUUUGGCUGUUGAGAAACUUGAAAGGAAAGAGGACCUAUAGGAUAUAAAACUAAAAAUUUAAUUUAAUCCUUUUGUGCCAUGCUUGCUGACGGUUCUCAUAUAAAAAGUCUUGUAUUUCUACCUUUUUCUCAGCAAUCAAACAAAGCCUAAUGCUUUACUGAAUUUUGAGUACCUGGUUUGUCAAAUUUUAGGUUGUUUGUCAAUGAGCACUCUUCAGAGGCCAAAUCGUCAUUCUGUUGUCUGCAUGGCGAAGAAAUAUGCUUCAAACACUGAUAAGAGAAAGAAGCUGAGUAGAAAAAAGGGUGGGAACUCGAAUAGGAAGAAAAAGAGCAGGAGGAAGGGUAGAAAAAAGGGUGGGAACUCGGAUAGGAAGAAAAAGAGGAGGAUGAAGUGGGGAAAGAAGAAGGUUUUUAAAAUUGUCAGGCUUGUCUCAACUGCUGCCACCGGGGUUGUCUAUACCAUGAAGAAGAGCAGUAAGAUUACCGACAAGCUUCAGCAACUAAAAUAUGAUCCUCGUGUAAAGCGCCAUGUCCUGUUUGAAGAAGUGAACUGAAGUGAGUGAACCUUCCUUUGUUAUAUAGAUCUACCUGUUUUCAUACACGUUUAGUGGAUCAAUGCCAUGCUGUUACUUGUACUACUGCAUUGAUUAAUAUGACAGAUCUACCGGCUUCAAUCAA